GCGAACCCCACAGGAAAUCUGAGUGUGUGCCGGAGCUACCCGGGAGCCAGGGAAGUUAUGGAGGGACCCGCGUGGAGGUCCAUUGCUGGGACAGCCCUUCAGGGAGUGCAGGCUCUGGACAGAGUCUGAUUCUGGAAGCAGGCCAGUUCCUCUGGCCAGGCUGGUCCUGGAGGCCAAGUUGGUUCUACAAGUUGUUUGUGGAAGACGAUUCUGCAAGCAGAUUGCCGGGUCGGGUUCUAGGGAGGGUUUCGAAGCAAGAUUCUGGAAGCGAGUUCUGCCGGCGUGACAGUGGACCGCGCAGACGACACCCGGGCUGGGUCAGGGCCGAGCCUGCGUCUGCGAGCGAAGAGAGCGGGCAUUGACGAAGGACUCGCACCAGCGCUCGCUCUAACACACCCGUUAAAAACCCCGUUGCGAACAUUUCUUUGGACAAGCUCCCGGGAGGGCCCUGUUGACUGGGUGGGUGGGACCCAACGGCGCGGUGCAAGCUCGUGGAGUCGGCUCACGGAGCCGAGCACGCAAGCGCCGGGAAGGUCGGGCUGGCUGCGUUUGGGAGUUGCUUUUUUCCUUUUUCUCUAACUUUCCUUUUUCUCUUAACUUUUCAGCACGCACAGCGGAUGCCGGGGCGCAUGCGCAGUCUGCGCCCCGCCCGGCCGCGCGGCGUCGGGCCGGGCGGUUGCCAGGGACGACCGCAUUCCCCUGGGACUCCGCGGUCGCGUGGGCGGGGCCUGGCCGACCCAAGCCCGCCUUCCUCGCGCUCUGGUUGGUUGUGACUGCUGUUCGUUGGAGCCGUCGCGGCCGCCGAUUGGGCAAAGACAAGUUUCGCACGCUCGGCUCGGCGCUACGCCCCUUCAGCCGGCCCGCGGCCGCCACCCGCGAGGAGAGAACAGCGGGGGACCCGGCGCGGCGCCCGGGAGGGACCUGCGUCGGCCUCGGCUUCCAGGCGGGCACGGCCCGAGCGGCGGGCGGCGAUGAUCCCCGAGGAGAGGCCGGACGGCCCGGGCGCCGGCGAGGAGAGCGCGAGGCUGGAGGAGGCAGGCAGCGUUCGCAAGGGCUCUGACCCCCUGGCCCAGAUACCACGUGGCCGCCCUCAGAGCCGCAGGGCCCGGGUCCACCAGCAGAUCACCAAGGAGCUGCGGAUGCGAACGGGUGCCGAGAACCUCUAUAGAGCCACCAGCAAUGCCUGGGUCAGGGAGACAGUGGCCCUGGAGCUGAGCUACGUCAACUCCAGCCUGCAGUUGCUGAAGGAGGAACUGGAGGAGCUCAACGGCAGCAGCGUGGAGGCUGACCGGCCUGAGAGUGAAGGAAUCACUGUGCCUCUGAUCCCCCUGGGGCUGAAGGAGACCAGGGAGCUGGACUGGUCCACCCCGCUGAAGGAGCUGAUCUCUGGGCACUUUGGAGAGGACAGUGCCUCCUACGAGGCCGAAAUCAAGGAGCUGGGAGACCUGCGGCAGGCCAUUCGGACCCCCAACCGGAGUGAGGUGGGCCUGGAGCUGCUCAUGGCCUACUACAACCAGCUCUGCUUCCUGGACGCGCGCUUCGUCGCCCCUCCCGGGAACCUCGGGCUACUCUUCCACUGGUACGACUCGCUCACGGGCGUCCCGGCCCAGCAGCGGGCCCUGGCCUUCGAGAAGGGCAGUGUGCUUUUCAACAUUGGGGCCCUCCACACCCAGAUCGGGGCUCGCCAGGACCGCUCCUGCCCCGAGGGCACCAGGCGCGCUGUCGAGGCCUUUCAGAAGGCUGCUGGGGCCUUCAGCCUCCUGAGGGAGAACUUUUCUGGAGCACCCAGCCCUGACAUGAGCCCAGCCUCGCUCUCCAUGCUGGAGGGACUCAUGACUGCCCAGGCCCAAGAGUGCAUCUUUGAGGGUCUCUUGCUGCCGUCUCCUGAAGCCCCCCAGGAUUGCCUGGCCCAGCUACGCCUGGCUCAGGAGGCAGCCCAGGUGGCAGCUGAGUACAGGCAGGUGCACCAGACCAUGACCCAGCCACCUGUCCGAGACUAUGUGCCCUUCCCCUGGACCACCCUGGUGCACGUCAAGGCGGAGUACUUCUGCGCCCUGGCCCACUACCAUGCAGCCGUGGCCCUCUGCGACAGCCCCCCAGCAGCCGAGGAGGACUUCCCAGUGCUGCCGCAGGCCUUCCUUGGGCCCCCGGCCACGUCGGAGCCGUGGGGCGCUGUGUUUCCUCAGGAGCAGGAGGAGCGCAGGAAUCUGGGCAAGGCCCACCUGAAGCGCAGCAUCCUGGGCCAGGAGGAGGCGCUGCGGCUGCACGCCGUGUGCCGGGCCCUGCGCAGGGUGGACCUGCUACAGGCUGUGCUGGCCCAGGCGCUGCAGCGCUCGCUGGCCAAGUACUCGGAGCUUGACCGCGAGGACGACUUCUUGGAGACCGCCGAGGCUCCUGACAUCCAGCCUAAAACACAGCAGAAGCCAGAGAUCAGGGCGCCCAGCUUCUCCAGGGUGAAGGUGACCGAUAUCUUCCAGCGGCUGGGACCCCUGUCAGUGUUUUCGGCCAAGAACCACUGGCGGCUGGCCGGGCCUGUGCGCGUGACCCGCGGAGAGGCCGGCUUUGGGCUCACGCUGCGCGGAGACGCGCCUGUCCUCGUUGCCGCUGUCAUGCCCGGGGGCCCGGCCGCGGCAGCCGGCCUGCAGGAGGGCGACUACAUUGUGUCCCUGAAUGGGCAGCCCUGCAAGUGGUGGAGGCACGCCGAGGUGGUGGCGCGGCUGAAGGGCGUGGGUGACGAGGGUGUGAGCCUGCAGGUGGUCACGCUGCUGCCCAGGGCGGAGCCCCCUGGCACGGGGCACCACCGGCCAGCCCUGGGAGGGCUUCUGAGGAUCCAGAAGGAGUGUGGGUGGGGGACACCAGCUCCUGCACGAGCCAGCCCCAGGUGCUUCCUUGGCUGGAGCCGCAAGGCCAAGCCCACAGGGAGGCUGUCCCCACAGCCCUGAGCUGUGUGCCACCCUCCCCCUCUGGGAGCCCAGCGCCCCCACACCCCCCAUAUGUCCUCCUCCGUCCUGAGGCGCUUUCAGGCCAGUCGGCUGCCCCACCCAGUGCCUAGAGCUGCCCAUUAAAGACCAUGUC
Messenger RNA from Callorhinus ursinus (northern fur seal), 3075 nucleotides. It is a transcript of the gene RHPN1, whose product is annotated as rhophilin Rho GTPase binding protein 1. Gene Ontology annotation, molecular function: protein binding. The record is from RefSeq and is a predicted model, not a curated record. NCBI's taxonomy places the organism in Eukaryota, Metazoa, Chordata, Mammalia, Carnivora, Otariidae. Gene Ontology annotation, biological process: negative regulation of stress fiber assembly; signal transduction.